AUGGUGGAAACUACCACGAGGAGAUUAGAAGUUAGAACAUUGGUGGACAUGAACGUCACACGAUGCAGCGAAAUGAUAACUGCCGGAGUGAAGGACUCGGUCAGGGGGAGGUGUCCAUCGUUGAACACUUGCGGUCCUUCUCCGACGACCUGCGACGUGACCUUCUACCAAGAUCCCCUCGUCCCAGCCACCGAAUCCAUCAUGUUUUUGCCGUACCUCGACGGGGUGAAGUUUUUCUGUAACCAGGACACCCACAACCCUGAUGCAGAGAACAUCCAAAACCGUCGUCACAAUCAUAAAUCCACAUGGGAUGUGAUCAAGCAGCAUUCAGAUUUCAUUGGGUUGGCCAAACUCACGGUCAACAGAACGGUGCACACCAGUUUUCGAGUGGUUCAAAAGGCCGACAAAUUGGGAAAACGCCUGGUACUUGCAAUGGACAUGUCACGUAGUAUGUCGUGUUUCAACAGAAGUACCUUUCUGAAGCUCUCGGUGGGCCACCUCAUCCGACACAGCAUCUCCGUCGGACAGCACGUAGGCAUCGUUACAUUCGCCGGAAGGGGCAUGCUCUUCCAUUCCCUGGUACAAGUAAAUGGCAGCGACACACGGGAGCGGCUUGCGACCAUCGUCGCUACUAUGUUACUAUUGGGCGGAACGUGCAUUGGAUGCGGACUUCGAGACGGUAUUAGGAUCCUGGAAGAAAGUGGCGCCAGCGCGUCGGGCGGCACCAUACUUCUCGUGUCCGAUGGCGAAGAGAACUAUGGACCUUACAUCGUCGACGUGCUCCCGGAGCUGGUUCGCAAAGGAGUGACUGUUCACACCUUCGCUCUGGGUACCGAGGCCGACCAGAAGCUGCAGGACGUGGCGCUUCAGACGGGCGGUACCGCUUACGCCUUCGGGGAUCUCCAGACCAACACCAUUUCCGAGAUGACCCUCUCGUUCGUCCUGUCCACGACGUGGAAUCUGGACAAGGCACUCCAACCUGUCAUCAUGAUGGACACAACCACGUCUUUCAGCGGCACGAAAGAAUUUCCGUUCACCAUACAAGAGGAACUGGGGAAUAACACCAGCGUCUUCAUCUCCUACUUGGAACCGCAAAAUAUUUCCGCCGAGCUAUUUGACGGUAGCGGUAAACCUUGCGUUACCGAGUGCCCUGUGAACGCGACCGAUCUGAGCAUCAGCGUGAACCUCCCGACAACCACUGCCGUAGGUUUAAUCACUGUUUAUUCAAGUCGUAUUGGUCUUCCGCCUUGUGUUUAAAAUAUCAGUGCCGCUUGAAAAGCCGCUGAGGAUAGUCAGGUUCUGAUGGUAAUAAUGGUGACUCAACCGCAAUGAUUUGAAGGUUAUAAGCAAGAUGUUUUAAAGAAGCGGAAAGCAUAAACUAUAGAUGAAUGUGUAGGAACUA
Molecule: messenger RNA, 1402 nt
Organism: Ixodes scapularis (black-legged tick)
Lineage: Eukaryota; Metazoa; Arthropoda; Arachnida; Ixodida; Ixodidae
Product: calcium-activated chloride channel regulator 2-like
Exons: 7
Coding region: 1-1257 (418 amino acids)
Source: RefSeq, a predicted model, not a curated record